Messenger RNA from Caenorhabditis remanei, 1413 nucleotides. RefSeq lists its product as uncharacterized. The transcript has 4 exons. Gene Ontology annotation, biological process: proteolysis. Lineage: Eukaryota; Metazoa; Nematoda; Chromadorea; Rhabditida; Rhabditidae. The record is from RefSeq and is a predicted model, not a curated record. Gene Ontology annotation, molecular function: aminopeptidase activity; zinc ion binding. The coding region runs from base 1 to 1413 and encodes 470 amino acids.
AUGGCCGCCACCUUGAAACCAAAUGCUCCGGAAAUUCGCAAAGCAGCUCAGGAAUUUAUCAACUAUUUGAACAAAGCUGUUACUCCAUUCCACGCUACGCAAGAAGUGAAGGAACGACUCAUUCAGGCUGGUUUCAAAGAGUUGCCCGAAUCCGGGCAUUGGGAUAUCCAACCGACAAGUAAAUACUUCGUCACCAAAAAUCGUUCCGCUAUUCUCGCUUUUGCCGUCGGAGGGUCUUAUAAACCAGGAAAUGGAUUCUCGAUCGUUGUUGGCCACACCGAUAGUCCAUGUCUUCGUGUUAAACCGAUUUCUCACCAAAAAUCGGAGAAAUUCCUCCAAGUCGGUGUUUCGACAUACGGUGGUGGCAUUUGGAGAACUUGGUUCGAUCGUGAUUUAUCAGUUGCUGGGCUUGUUAUUGUUAAGAAUGGAGAGAAAUUGCAACACAAGCUGAUUGAUGUCAAGAAGCCAGUUCUCUUCAUUCCAAAUCUUGCGAUCCACUUGGAGACUGACAGAACUACCUUCAAGCCAAACACAGAAAUCGAGCUUCGCCCAAUUCUUGAAACAUUCGCUGCCGCUGGUAUCAAUGCUCCAGUCAAAGAAGAUCCGAAGGGAGAGUAUGAUCCACGAAGUAUUGUGAGCAACCAUCAUACACAAUUUUUGGGAUUGAUUGCUAAGGAAGCUGGAUGCCAACCAGAAGACAUCGUUGAUCUUGACCUUUACCUUUAUGACACUAAUAAGGCUGCUAUUGUUGGACUGGAAGACGAAUUCAUCUCUGGUGCUCGUCUUGAUAAUCAAGUUGGAACAUACACUGCUAUUAGUGGACUGUUGGAAUCACUCUCUGCGCCAGCCUUCCAGUCUGACCCACAAAUUCGCAUUGCUGCAUGUUAUGAUAAUGAAGAAGUUGGAUCUGAUUCUGCCAUGGGAGCGUCUUCUGCGUUCACAGAAUUCGUGCUCCGAAGACUAUCUGCUGGAGGAUCUACAACAGCUUUCGAAGAGGCAAUUGGAAAAAGUUAUCUUAUUUCUGCUGAUCAAGCUCAUGCUGCCCAUCCGAACUACCCGGCGAAGCAUGAGGAAAACCACCGUCCAACUUUCCACGGUGGAGUCUGUGUCAAAACGAAUGUGAAUCAACGUUACGCCACAACCGCAACCACACAUGCUAUUCUCAAACAAAUCGCUUUUGAAGCUGGAGUUCCUCUCCAAGAUAUGAUUGUUCGUAACGACUCUCCAUGUGGAUCAACUGUUGGACCAAUCCUCUCUACCAAACUCGGUCUCCAAACCAUAGACGUCGGAUGUCCACAGUUAGCUAUGCACUCUAUUCGUGAGUUUGCUGACACUUCCAGCAUCUUCCAAGCGACCACCCUUUACUCGACAUUCUACGAACGACUUGCUACUGUCCUCGCCAACAUUCAGUAA